UCGUGAGAGUCUGGUCGUGCGCUUUUGUGAUCGUUUGACGCUUGUGCAAAAGUCAGUGGCGCAUGCGCGCUCUUAUAAAAAUAAUAAAUAUAAAAAUAACAAAAAUACGAAAAGUGUAGAAGAAAACAAAUAAAAGUGGCAAGCAAAUCAAGGCGCAAGAUACAUACAGAUCUUAAGUGCGGUUUCGUAAAAAAGUGGCUUGUUUAAUUUUGCUUAAACGGAAGAUACAAACAAAUUAAUAACAACAAAAGUAUCUGUAAUUAAUUAAAGGAAAGACACACUUCCACAUCAUAUUUAACGAUCGCUAUUUCGUUGAAGAGGAAGCAGUGAGACAAGCAAAACAAUUAAGUGCUUUAACGAAGCACUUCAACUGGCGGAAGGAGUACGAUAUAUGGAUCGACAGGUUGGGAAUUCAUUAAAUGGCAGAAAAAUUUGGGAUAUUGCGCUCGAUGACUGCCUUGCAUUGGCUUUAAAUAGCGUUUGAAAAUGUCCGUCGUCACUAGUAAUCACAAUUUAAAUGGUAAAUUGAUUUUAAGCACAAACGCAACUGCGCCAGCAACAUUAUCAGCAGCAACAGCAACUUUGACGCUAGCUAACCAACAUAAUACCUUAAACAACAAUAGCAGCAAUAGCAGCGUUAAUAUUAAUCAUAACGCAAAUACUGACAAAAUUCUUCAUCAGCAUCAACAGCUACCACAGCUACAACAACGUCGCUCUUUGCUUACAGCACCGGCGAACCAAUCACUUCAUCAUUUAAGUCAAUUGACGCAACAACAAAGCGUAACGACAGCGACAUCACACACGCCAUCAACAACUGCGCUGUCAUCCUCGGCUAUACCAAUAAUACCAGCAACUAACUCAAGCGCUCAUUCGAAUCAACUUCAAACAGUUGCCACAAUUCAUCAUCACUCGCAAGCAGACCAGCAACACCAACAGUCGAAAGCACAACUAACGACACCAACAACACCAAUCACAGUUUCGGCCUUAGUGACAGCAUCACAGUCAGAGCCAAGAUCAACAGCAGCAACAACAACAGUAGCAGCAGCGCAAAACCAACAAAAACAAAAAUACUCAGAACAACAGCAAUCGAUAUUACAAAAACAAAGUCAAGCACAGACGCAAACACAGUCACAAAUACAGACGCAAAUCACAACAAUACCAACACUUGAAAAUUCGCAUAUACGUCGCAACUAUUUUCAAUUGCAAGCAUUGAAGACAUCAAAUAAUCUCAAAGCACCGGCACAUUCGAUUCCUCCACGCUAUCAACCUCCACCCCAACCCCAACCUCAAGCACAGAGCCCGCAUCAGCUUCAAUCGCAACCGCAAUCACAACCACAACCACAGCCUCAAACUCAAUCUUUAUCCGGAUUGCGAAAGCAUUUAAACUCUGUGCCCAUAGAAGGUGGCUGCUCCACCGGUGAUCAUCCCCCACAAACUAAUAUCGCUAUCUUAAACACCAGCUCCAUUCUCAGGAAACCACUGCAUUCCUCAUUUUUUCCCGAAACAAAUACAUUUAAACUUAAGUAUCCACCUGACGUUCCACAACUAUCAACGGUUUAUAUACCAGAUUCGAUUAAAGCCCCAACGAACCCUUCACGGUACACCCAACAGCGCCUUCAGCAGCAACAGCAAAAUCAUCGCCAGCAGCGACACCGAAACACUUCCGUCCUUCGCAACAACACGAUUGCUUGCAACAAUAUUUUAAACACCAAUCAUAGUUUGCAAUUUCAGCAACAGCAACAGCAACAGCAGCAGGCCGAUCAGCAGCAGCAGCAACAACAACAACAACAACAAAUGCUUAAAUUUGUACGAAAAACCGAUCAAGACCAUCCAUCGCCAAAUGCGUCAGUGACGUCAAGUACUACGGGUAUACCAACAGCAACAGGAAGACUAACAGCUGAACAAAAUCGGCAGUUACAGUCCCUUAUAAGUGAAUUGCGGGCUUUAAAAGAGCAGAAUCAGCGACUUCUGGAUGAUAAUCAAGAACUUCGUGAUCUGUGCUGUUUUCUUGAUGAUGAUCGUCAAAAAGGUAGAAAAUUAGCUAGAGAAUGGCAACGUUUUGGAAGAUAUACUGCAAGUGUCAUGCGUCAGGAGGUAGCAGCCUAUCAGAACAAGUUGCGACAACUAGAUGACAAACAACAGGAGUUAAUUACUGAUAAUUUAGAAUUAAAGGAGCUUUGCCUGUAUUUGGAUGAAGAACGAGCACAUGUUGCUGCAAAUAUGUUAUGCGUAAACUGUGGUGCUACCACACGCAAUGCAUUACGUGACGACGGUGAUGGCAGUAGCUCCAGUACAAAUGCGGAUGAGAUUUCUGCACUGCGAAACUACGAACGUCAAUUGCCAGAUAUGCAUUUACGAACAUCCCUCAAUGAUCAAACCCUUCAAUAUGUACGCUCGCUCGAACGACGCAUACAACAAUUGGAGGAAGAACGUUUAACAGAGACCACACCAACCGCGAAUCUAGCCACACAACAACAGCAACAACAACAGCAGCAACAGCAACAACAGCAACACCAACAACAUUCACAAUCAACAACACAACACGAAGGAAUCAGCGAACCUAUAUCGGGUCGUCCCGAAGCAGUUGUGCGUGCUUUGCAAGUACUCGAAGUGCGAGAACAGCUGGAACGAGAUCGUAUCGGAAAUUUAACCGGUAAUGCAAUUGAUCAAAUGGAUGAUGGAGAAAAGGCACUGGUUCGAGAAAUGUGCAACGUUGUUUGGCGUAAACUUGAGGGCAGUCCGAAUACAGCAGCAAACGCGCUGGAACCUCUAUAAAACCAAUUACAAUAACAAAUUCCUAGUUAUACAAACUCUAAUAAAUAAAAUCUACAAUUUACUGUUAAAUGCUGAACUAAUCCAAACAUUAAAUAGUUUAAUAGUUUUAAAAGUCUAACCCCGCCCAUGAAUACUAAAAAACGUUUUGUUUUUGUUAAUCUCUAAUUUUUUACCGAAUAAGAUACAUGUGUUGCUUUUAAUUAUUAAUAAGGUCUGAAUAAAAUUCAAUUUU
This is a messenger RNA of Teleopsis dalmanni, 3007 nucleotides long. It is a transcript of the gene Ccdc85, whose product is annotated as alpha-protein kinase 1. Bases 487 to 2775 code for a protein of 762 amino acids. Lineage: Eukaryota; Metazoa; Arthropoda; Insecta; Diptera; Diopsidae. The record is from RefSeq and is a predicted model, not a curated record. The transcript has 5 exons.